Messenger RNA from Trichosurus vulpecula (common brushtail), 528 nucleotides. Its product is annotated as myosin regulatory light polypeptide 9-like. Gene Ontology annotation, molecular function: calcium ion binding. NCBI's taxonomy places the organism in Eukaryota, Metazoa, Chordata, Mammalia, Diprotodontia, Phalangeridae. Bases 10 to 528 code for a protein of 172 amino acids. Gene Ontology annotation, cellular component: cytoplasm. The transcript has a single exon. Gene Ontology annotation, biological process: platelet aggregation. The record is from RefSeq and is a predicted model, not a curated record.
AUAGUCAACAUGUUGAGCAAAAGGGCAAAGAUAAGGAGCACCAUGAAGCGCCCUCAGCGCGCAACUUCAAAUGUAUUUGCUAUGUUUGAUCAAUCACAGAUUCAGGAAUUCGAAGAAGCCUUCAAUAUGAUUGAUCAAAACAGAGAUGGUUUCAUUGACAAGGGAGAUUUACAUGAUAUGCUAGCUUCCUUAGGAAAGAAUCCAACUGAUGAGUACCUAGAUGCCAUGAUGAAUGAAGCUCCAGGUCCUAUAAAUUCUACUAUGUUCCUCACAAUGUUGGGGGAAAAGUUAAAUGGAACAGAUCCAGAAGAUGUCAUCAGAAAUGCUUUUGCUUGCUUCGAUGAAGAAGCUACAGGCACCAUUCAGGAAGAUUACUUGAGAGAAUUGCUGACCACAAUGGGAGACUGGUUCACAGAUGAAGAAGUAGAUGAGCUGUAUAGAGAAGCACCUAUUGACAAAAAAGGAAAUUUCAAUUAUAUAGAGUUCACACGUAUUCUUAAACAUGGAACAAAAGACAAAGAUGACUAA